This is a messenger RNA of Misgurnus anguillicaudatus (oriental weatherfish), 2460 nucleotides long. Lineage: Eukaryota; Metazoa; Chordata; Actinopteri; Cypriniformes; Cobitidae. The record is from RefSeq and is a predicted model, not a curated record.
UGUAGUAAAUUGAGGGCCAGCUGUAUAUGUUUAUGGCACCAUCUAGUGGACAUUCAAUAACAUUUUCUUGAGAUGGUAAUUAAAUCAGGCAUUAUUACUGGCCUUUAUUAGGACCCAGCUAAGGACCUCUGAUGAUGUCAUUUUCAGUUGAGCCACAUGUGACAUGUUGAUAUGGAAGGAUGUUGUGCUGGUGACAAUCUGAUUGCAUCUACAUGGUUAUUUGCAUCAUCUUGUUGAUUUCAUGUUGUGUUUGCGUGCAUCAAAGAAACCAUACACACCUGUUCUGAUCAACAUAAGAUAUGCAAGACAUGAAGAUUAAACUGUUCAAUUUCUAUAAAGAGUGGUCUGUGAGUGGUGUGUGCACAUCUCAUCAAAGGGACAAAUAAUCAUAAAUGUUCUAACCGAGCAUUCUUUGGUGGUUGCAAACGGGUAGUAAUCAGCACCUAAGUGACUGUAUUACAUUUAAAUGUUAUAAUCUGUAACAUGUGGUCCUUCGAGCCGGAUAAUGCAACUUCUAAAGUAUCAACAAAGUCAACACAUAGAGAGGAGAUUGGUGAUGCAACAGUACGUCCCCGUCGCAGUACACAUCUACCAAAUUACCUUAAAGACUAUGACGUUGAUUAUGUGCCAGAGCAAAGAACUGCACACAUACCACCAGACCACUCCAACGAGGGAGAACAAUUAAUUGGUGCCACAGGAGGUAUGCCACUGCCUCAGAAAGGACAUGUCACUCCAAAUCUCUCUGAAAAGCACUCAUCAUUGCUAUUUACACCAUCAAAUCUAGCUCAUUCAUCAAAACGGCUACCAAGUAACAAUGAGGAUCGAACCUCUACCUUACCACAAUCAGUAUCACAUAGUAUCAAAUCAACGGCCACAAGAGAUCAAAGGGAUCCACGUUAUGACCAAGAUACACCAGUGAAACACAGUAAGGAGCAGUUACAUGUUCAACAUCAGAAUGACAGGAUUGAUGAGAUUAUUGAUGAGCUUCAGAGAAUGAAGGUCCAUUUCAAACCUCCCCCUUCCAUAUCAUCAUCACCAGAUCGUACAUCCAUCGAUUCUAGGGGUAAACAUGCUGAUGAAUACCGCCAUCAUCCAAGGCAUCAUUACAGACGUGAUCACAGCCCUGAAUUCAAACCAGAGAGACCAUUUAUGCCUUACCGCCCUCUGUCUCCACCUAACCAAGAGAACUUUUACCGUGGUCCAACACCUACUAUUCCUUAUUUUGUAAAGGAAGAUCCACAUGAGUUUGCAAGGUUAAAAAUUGCCCUUGACAAUCUUUUGCCAACUGAUGCUACAGAGCGUUUCAAGUUUCAGAUACUGAUGGAUCAUCUGAAGCUGGAAGAGGCAUUACUAAUUGCUGAUUCUUAUAGUAAUAGCACCCAUCCAUACAGCUACACAAUGCAAGCUCUCACAGAACUAUAUGGGCAGCCUCAUCAAUUAGCGCUUCAGCGCAUCGCUGGACUGAUGGAUGGUCCAAGCAUAAGAAGUGGUGAUACCAGAGCAUUUAGACUUUUUGCACUGAAAGUUCGUGCAUUAGUUGGAAUGUUAGACCAGUUAGGAAGACAUGGCUAUACAGAAUUGACUUGUGGGUCUCACGUUUCCAGGCUCUUAGCUAAAUUGCCUCACGACCUCAGAGCAAACUUUAAGAGGUAUGUGAAUCCUCUAAAAACCCCAAUACCCACAUUACUAGACCUAGCAGAGUGGCUGGAGUAUGAGGUAAGGGUACAAGAAGAUGGUACUCAGUUUGACAUUGACCUAAGCAGAGAUAGACAGGGUCCCCACAGAGAUAGACAGGGUCCCCACAGAGAACAACAGAGAGGACCUAAAGUCACUCACAAGUCCACAGCUAUUUUCCAUGGAAGUGAGCAAAGACAACCCCCCAAAGCUGACCGCUCUUGCUAUAAUGCAGCCGAGGAAGGAAAACCUUUGGAGAGACCAAAGAAGUUCUGCCCAUUUUGUAACACAACACAACAUUACCUGAAUCAGUGCUCAAACUUUAAGUUGUUGACCAAAGAACAGAUUGAGACAUGGAUUAAGUCCAAUCAGAGAUGUUGGAAAUGUGGGCGUGAUCAUCCUAUGGCUCAGUGCUCUCUAAAGGCUAAAUGCAAAAAGUGUCAAAGGAGACACUUAGAAGUCCUUCAUGAUGUCAAUACUGGAAAGAGUAGUGAUGUUACAAACCCAUUUGGAGAGAUUAUGCAUUCUACCAGUACAUCAGCAGAAACUUUGUAUGUCGAUCGACCUACAGGUAGCAGUAAAGUGCUGCUAAAAAUGUGCAGAGUUAUCUUACGAAAUGGUGACAUGUCUUUGGACACAUACGCUCUUCUGGAUGACGGUUCAGAACGCACCAUACUUCUCAAUGAAGCAGCUCAGUAUCUCAACCUUCAUGGUAAUGCUGAAGAACUGUCUCUGCGCACAGUACGUCAGGACAUACGCAUUAUCCAUGGCUUUUCAGCCAGCUAA